Molecule: messenger RNA, 7256 nt
Organism: Syngnathus acus (greater pipefish)
Lineage: Eukaryota; Metazoa; Chordata; Actinopteri; Syngnathiformes; Syngnathidae
Gene: arhgap32b
Product: Rho GTPase activating protein 32b
Exons: 24
Coding region: 561-6068 (1835 amino acids)
Biological process (GO): small GTPase-mediated signal transduction
Cellular component (GO): fibrillar center; actin cytoskeleton; Golgi apparatus
Molecular function (GO): GTPase activator activity; phosphatidylinositol binding; protein binding
Source: RefSeq, a predicted model, not a curated record
CUCCCGCUAGGAAUCACUCACUUUCCUUUCCUUUCCUUUCCUUUCCUUUCCUUUCCUACUUGUGCUCCAUUCACUUGCACAUGGAUGGACGCAUUUUAUUCUUCAGAAACGUGAAAACAGCGAGCUGUGAAUCAAAAGGAAAAGCCCUGUUAAACCAAGAAGCUUUACGUCAAGAUAUAUGAUUUGAAAGAAAUCAUUUGGCUGAAAAGUGCUGCUGAGCCUCGGGGGAGUGAGUCUUUUUGUUGCUGUUGGCGCCGUCCGUCCGUCCGUCCCUUUCAUUCAUGGGAAACAUGAUAAUAGUCGUUCCGUCAUCGCACUUUUCGGACUAAAGCUGCGAUGUGGACCCAAUCGGCGCUAAGGCAAAAGAACCUGACGCAGACAGUGAAAUCUAAACUCGUCUCGCCAUCCGACGGGUGGUCGUCGAACGGACGCCACAGCAGGAGCAAGCUGAAGUGAGGGGCCUUGGACUUGGACGACAUCUGGAGGACGACGAUACAGUGCCUGAACUGGCUCACAUUCAUCCCAGAGAGAGACCUGACUGGGAAGAGACAAUUAGUGCCAUGGCAAGAAGCGCCGAGUUCCCCGAGAUGCGGAGCGAGCCGCUCGUGCGCUCGUCGUGCGGCAGCAGCACAGCCAGCAUGAAGGUCAAGAAUGUGAAGAAACUUUGCUUUACCAAGGGCCACUUUCCCAAACUGGCAGAAUGUGCUCAUUUCCAUUAUGAAAAUGUGGACUUUGGCACGAUACAGUUGUCUCUUGGCGAUGAACAGAGUGAAGUUACGCGCAACAGCCAAGAGUCCAAGGAGCUUGUGUACUUGGUUCAUAUUUCCUGCCAGGGUCGAAGCUGGAUUGUGAAGCGUAGCUAUGAGGAUUUCCGUGUGUUGGACAAGCACCUGCACCUUUGCAUAUACGACCGUCGUUUCUCCCAGCUGCCUGAGCUGCCAAGAUUUGACACUUUGACUGAUCAAGCAGAGUCUGUUUCCCAGAUGUUGUUGGGUUACCUCUCCCGGCUUUCAGCCAUUGCUGACAACAAGAUCAACUGUGGGCCCGCCCUCACGUGGAUGGAGGUUGACAAUAAAGGUAAUCAUCUUUUGGUACACGAAGAGUCAUCCAUCAACGUGCCGGCAAUCGCAGCUGCCCAUGUGAUCAAGCGCUACAUUGCGCAGGCUUCAGACGAGCUGUCCUUUGAGGUUGGUGACAUUGUUUCAGUCAUUGACAUGCCUCCGAAAGAAGACACCACAUGGUGGAGGGGGAAGCACGGCUUUCAGGUUGGCUACUUUCCCAGUGAGUGCGUGGAGCUCAUAAACGAUAAAGUGCCACAGUCCAUGAGCAACUCGGUGCCAAAGCCAGCGUCCCCGUGCUCUGGCCUGCCGCCCGCCUCAUGGAGUCUCUUCCCUCCCUAUUUGGAGAUGGAGAGUGUAAUACAGGACAAUGCAUGGGUGGCCGACCCGCUUAACCACUACAGCCUAAGUUCAGUGUCGAAGAAGCAUGGCAAGCUGAUCACCUUCUUGCGUUCCUUCAUGAAGUCCAGGCCCACCAAGCAGAAGCUGAAGCAGAGGGGCAUCCUCCGGGAGAGGGUGUUUGGCUGCGACCUGGGCGAGCACCUCCUCAACUCUGGACAUGAUGUUCCCCAGGUACUCAAGAGCUGCACCGAGUUCAUCGAGAAGCACGGUGUGGUGGAUGGUAUCUACCGCCUCUCUGGAAUUGCCUCCAAUAUCCAGAAAUUGCGACACGAGUUUGACUCUGAGCAAAUCCCCGACCUGACCAAAGAUGUUUACGUACAGGACAUCCACUGUGUUGGUUCGCUGUGCAAGCUCUACUUCAGAGAACUGCCCAACCCCUUGCUCACCUAUCAGCUGUAUGAAAAAUUCUCUGAGGCUGUCUCAGCAGCAACAGACGAAGAGCGACUUAUUAAAAUCCAUGACGUCAUCCAACAACUUCCUCCUCCACAUUACAGAACGCUCGAGUUUCUCAUGAGACACCUUUCCCGUCUGGCGGCAUUCAGCUACAUCACCAACAUGCACAGUAAGAACCUGGCCAUUGUCUGGGCCCCCAACCUGCUGAGAUCAAAACAGAUUGAAUCGGCAUGCUUCAGUGGCACGGCGGCCUUCAUGGAAGUCCGAAUCCAGUCAGUUGUGGUUGAGUUCAUUCUCAAUCAUGUGGAUGUUCUCUUCAGCACCAAACUUAGCUCACUCAUUCGCGAGGGAGCAGGUCAUAACUCAUUGUCACGACCCAAGUCCCUGCUGGUUUCAUCACCCUCAACCAAACUUCUAAGUUUGGAGGAGGCUCAGGCUAGAACUCAGGCUCAGAUUAACUCUCCAGUCACUGAAGAUAGCAAAUACAUUGAGGUUGGAGAAGGUCCUGCUGCCCUACAGGGCAAGUUCCACACGGUCAUUGAGUUUCCCACAGAGAGGAAGAGACCUCCUGUUAAAUCAAAGAAAUCUCCUGUGGGUAGUUGGCGUUCUUUCUUCAACUUGGGCAAGUCUUCCUCUAUGUCCAAACGCAAGCUGCAACGCAACCCCAGUGAGCCCAACGAACUAAAGGCCAUGGCUCUAGCUGGAGGUCGAGGAGAUACAGCGACAUUAAGAUCUGCUAAAAGUGAAGAGUCACUAAGUUCUCUGCAUAAUGUUGAAGGAGAGUCCAAGGUGUACCGUCCCCGGAGACCCCGAUCGAGCAGCGACGCCCUUUCAGCCUCAUUCAACGGCGACUUGUCGGACGGCCGACAGCACUGCAACUCGUUCGACAACCUCGGCGCCGCAGAGGACAGCGACGGAGAUGACGGCCCCAUCUGCGUACCUGCUCUGAUCUCGCCUCCGCGCUCAGCCGGCGAAGACGUGGACCUCAGCCCACCAGACAUCGGCAUGGCCUCCUUGGACUUUGACCCCAUGUCUUUCCAGUGCAGCAGCAGCAGCAGCCUCCCCGACGCCGCUUACGCAUUCCCCCCGGUUGAUCGGCACGCGGGAGCGGAAGGCUCCACUUUAAAGAGGAGGGGCCCUGGCAGCCUCUGGGGAAAGACCAAUGGAUCUGACCUUAUGCCUUCCUCCUUCCUUGACAACUUGACAUCAUCCUUGUUGCCCUCAGAUUUGAACCCGGCUGCAGUCGAGAAAGCGGAAAGCCAAAAACUCACCGCGUACGCUGAUAAACCCACACAAGCCGUGUCCCCCAUUAGAAGUGUCAGGACCGCCACUUUGGAGAUAUUUCCCAUGGAGAUGCCUGAAAGGACUCCCGCUGAAGCGGUGGGACCUCCAGAACCUUUUUCUCCCAAAGACUCUCCUCUUUGUCUAAAAGCUGAGCCGUCUCGAAAUGAAGCUUUCCAAAUGGAGCUCCAGUCCAAGUUGGCCAGCGUGGAUGGUGAAGCGCUAAAGCCAGAGGACAGCGUUCAACUGGUGUCACGUGAAAGCCACGAGCAACAAGAUUCAAAGGAUCUCACCAGCACACAUUCCCUGGGCACUCCGGCAAAUGCCCCCCCUCCUCCUAAGGAUGCCACCCUCACGCUGGCGCUGGUUCUUGCUGAGUCAGCACAUCACAUACAGUCCCAGCCUCGGUCUGGCGAGACCCCGACGCCACGUGUUUCUGACGGCCGUGCAUCAUCGGGUCCGCGUUUCCAGACUUCCAAUGGAGAGGGAAGUGAGACAAUUAGCAACGUGUCAGUCACCGCCGUCCGAUGCAUUCCCUCUUCUUCAAGUCCGUCGAAAGAACAGCAGGUGCUUGAGUUAACCAGCGUGACAACCAGGCCGCCGGAAAGUGCCACGGGCUCGACGACUCUUCUCGAAAACCCCCCUGAAAUGGACUCUAUUCCUUCAGAGACACGUCAUAAAAAGGUCAUCCCUCAAAGCACAGCCAACCUGAAUUCUCCAACUAGGAUGGCGGAAAGUCAGUCCUUGGUGGCACAUGACUCGGUGUGUACCAAUAGUAAAGUUGGCACCAGUGGGAGCAGCGCAGCCAUUAGCAACAGCAAAGACACCAGAGGCUUACGACAACAUCUUGCUGAAGUGAAGCCAAAGGAAGACGCCAAGCUCACAAGUGUUGCGAAAUCCUCCUCCUCCUCCUCAUCAGAGCAGCAGCCUCCAGCAGCUCCGAAAGCCAAAAAGUCGUCGGUGUUGUCACCGACACAAAAUCAGCGCCAGCAGCAGCAGCAGUCCCACAUGCAAAUUCAAAGUCAGCCACUAUCAAAGGCUCAUUCAACAGCGACACCAAUCUCUUCUGAGCGCGUGGAUCGGCCUUAUGAAGUCCUAAAUCCAACACAACCCUGCUGCCUAGAGUCGGCGGCUAAAAAGGAGCCCGCCGGAUCCACACCUCCAGCCCCUCCGGUCCGCACCAUGGAGAGCAAGCUAGCCACAGCUGCACUCAGUCAAGGUGAAGCCUCUUACCAUCCUUCCGAGGCCCUUCAUCACCAUCCCGUUUCUCCUCGUCAAUCUUCCGCACGUCCCUACCACGCCAAAAGUGAAGCAUUUCUAAUGGAGCCUCAAGGAGUGGUGUACUACCACCAGAGACCCGUUUCAAUGGGUCCGCAUCCCGUGCCCCACCACUACAGACCCAACAGCAUCCCCUCGCACCUCCCCUAUGCGUCAAAGUCCGAACCUCAGAUACCUUACAGUGCCCGAGUAGACAAUAAAUACAGCACUUUAGGCCCAAGGUCCUACCACCACCAUUCUAUGAAGGCCAGAGGAAACCCCCGCAGUGUUUACGGCGCCGCCGCCGGCCAUUCGGGUUACAGCCUCGACCGAAACCACGGCUAUCCCACAAUUCGCAGAGUGCACUCGCUCCACGUUCCCGCCACCAUCCGCACCGUACCCAUCCAAAGGACGGAAGUUCCUCCCGAUGACAUGUUCUAUUACCAUCGACCCGUGUAUCAGUGCAAACCCUACCAACAAGCCCCGCAGCAGUCCUCGCAGCAGGCCGACUAUCACGUGACUCAACUGCAGCCUUAUUUUGAGAACGGCCGAGUCCAGUACCGCUACAGUCCGUCUUCCGGGGAGGGGCCUUAUUACGAUCUGGACCCUCACGGCACCAACCGUGGCCGCCGCGUCCACUCGGCCUGUCCAGAUUCCGGGAGCGUUGUCUGCAGAGCCGGCGGAAAGGCUACAGGGUACCACUACCUCGCUCGCAACCUUCUCCCACCUGGAAAGGAGCACAGCUUUGUGAGCAGGGAUAUGCCACCUGGGCACGGCAUGAAGGAAGUUCCUUCUUACCUUUCUUGGGACCCCGAAGAGUGGGAAUGUUUGCGCAUGCAGUCUAUCCGCAGAGAAAGUCGGGCCAGGCAGAAGAUGAAAGGUCCGGUGCUCUCGCAGUACGACAACGUCGGCUCGCUGGCGUUAUCGGACGUCGCUGGCUACGACACCCUGCACUCGCGCAGCAAGUCCGAUCCAGGUAAGGCUUUGUCGAGUACAACCGAGAGCAAAGACGGUCGCCAUCUGCCCAGACACAUGGUCUCGGACCCCGACGUCCUCAAAUGUUUGGAGAGCGACAAGCAAGGUGCUCCGACGCGAGACAGGUCAGACGGGGGGCCGGCCAAGCAAAGCGGCUCCAAGAAAUGCCAAUCGUCUCAUUCCGUUGCCGCCGCGCAUCAGCAGGAGAGCGGGCAACAUGAAGCCAAACUCCUCAAGGCUUCGGCUGAAAAGCUUAGCGAAGGCGGCGGCCGCUCCAAACCCUGGCAGCCGGAACACACAAACAAGAGGAGCUUCCAGACACGCUACGAGUGCCACGAUGCUGAGCGCCACCACAGCAAAGGGAAAAUGACAAGCAGCUAUCACGCUCCGCCGGAAGAUCAUCAUCCCAAAGAGCAGCUGGCCCGCUGCAAAGCUGAUCGAUCGCAGCACGAAGCGGAUGGAGACUACUCGUAUCGCAAACCGGUGCAAUCCCACUACGACAAUUUGGACGAUUACCACCCAGUACCUCAGGCCCAGGGCCCCCCCGUUGAGAAGCGCAGCGGCUGUAACUCCUAUCCGCCGCACAACAACAACAACAGCAGCAGCAGAGCGUCGUCGUAUUCCACAGCAUUAGGCCAGGGAGCCUUCCUCCAGAGUGAGCUGGCUAUCCAGAGGCCAGAAACACAAAUAUGUACGGAAUAAUUGAAAAGAUUGGUUGAUCAGCCUCUGCAGGACAGUGGACUGUUGUACCGCCUAUAUUUUUUGCUCUUCUGUAUUUUGAACAAAUUGUAAAGGAAAAUAGAAGACUUUUUACAGAAAGUCCCGAAUGUACCAAGAGCCCAUUUUUGCUGUGUUCGUCAUAAUGUAUAACAUGAAAGAUGUGAGCUACUUUAAACAGGAACCACAAAUGUCUCUUAAGAUACAUAAAAUAAGAUAUUUUAUAGACACACACGCACACUAAUCUAUAGUUGAAGGGGAUGUAUUUUUUUUUAGAUGUGGCCACUGGCUUUGAGCAUAAAUGGGAACAAGUUUUGCAUUUUACAAAUGCAUGCACUCUCUUACAGAACACUUCUGUGUACUUCACUGUUCAUGACUUUCUUUAUUGCAGCACAAGGUCUGAGUGGAGCAUUGUGUUAUCAGCGUCACACCCAACCAAUAUGCACACAGGUAGGUAGGUAGGCAGUACACUGUGUCCAUGUUUGUCUUUGGAAAAUACAUCUUUGUGAACUUGACAAGAAUCUGUCAGUUCAUAUAGCAUGUCUUUUUGUCUUUUAUGUUCUUUGUGACUGUGCCAUUUUAUGUACAUUUACUCAAAUUUCUGAUGGAAUGUUUUGGUACUUCGUUAGAAGGAGGGGGGGGGGGGGGGGGGGACCAAGCAUAGCGGCGCAGUAAAAAGCAAAAGAGAUGGUCAAUUUUAGGUACAGAUGUGAAAGAGUUUUUACAUUUCAUUUCCCCAUUGCGUUUAUCUAUUUGUGAGACCUGUUCUAUCAUUAAUAAAAGUUGAGCAUUUGUUUUCCUCUAAAACAACAAACAUCCCACUUUGUAGAAUUGUUUUGGGGGGAGUUAUUUUACUGCUCUUGCCCAUAUUAUGCAAACCAUUUAUGUCGUUAAUUAUUGAAAUGUGUAUUUCAGGCUGAAAAGCUAUGUGUACACUCAUUUGGUACUACCCAGUGGAGUUCAAAACAAACGAGUUGUAUUCUGUAAUGGUUUUAUGCAGUAUAUCGCUUGCAAAUGUUGCUCCUCCUGCCUUACCUUAACUUAAGCCUCUUUCUUUCAAGUUGGGCCAGAAGUAAGGCACUGUGUACUUCAAUGUGAAAUACUUGUCUCUAACCAUUGGGUACUUUAAGUUUAGAUCUAAAAUAAAGAAAACUGUUGGGGAAUAGCACUUAA